Molecule: messenger RNA, 1746 nt
Organism: Dissoconium aciculare CBS 342.82
Lineage: Eukaryota; Fungi; Ascomycota; Dothideomycetes; Mycosphaerellales; Dissoconiaceae
Product: T-complex protein 1
Exons: 2
Coding region: 1-1746 (581 amino acids)
Biological process (GO): protein folding
Cellular component (GO): chaperonin-containing T-complex
Molecular function (GO): ATP hydrolysis activity; ATP-dependent protein folding chaperone; ATP binding
Source: RefSeq, a predicted model, not a curated record
AUGUCGCUCUCAAUACCGAAUGCGCCCAACUCUGGGUUGUUCAAGCCUGGCUACCAAAACUAUGACGCCGAAGAUGGCGCCGUCAUUCGCAACAUCGACGCCUGCAGAACCAUCGCGUCAACAGUGCAGACCUCCCUCGGACCCUACGGACGCAACAAAAUCGUCAUCAACCACCUGCAAAAGAUGAUCCUCACCAACGACGCCGCCACGAUCCUCCGCGAACUGGACGUCGUCCACCCUGCCGCCAAGCUCCUCGUCAUGGCUUCGCAGCAACAAGAGGCGGAGAUGGGCGAUGCCACCAACAUGGUCAUCGUCUUCGCCGGCGAGCUGUUGAAGAAGGCAGAAGAGUUGAUCCGAAUGGGCCUCAAGACGAGCGAUAUCGUACAGGGCUUUGAGCGCGCGGGAGACUUUGCGCUCAAGGAGCUGGAGGAGCUGGAGGUGGAUCGUGUUGAGGAUAUCAGAUCGUCGGCCGAGCUGGCCAAGGCUUUACGAACGGUCAUUGCGGCGAAACAGUCCGGUUCUGAGGACGGUCUGUCGAGGAUGGUGGCCGAGGCGGUCCUCGCCGUGCUGCCGAAGAACCCUGCGAAUUUCAACGUGGACAAUAUCCGAGUGGUCAAGAUCAUGGGUGGUUCGAUCGAGCAGUCGAGAGUGGUACGAGGAAUGGUCUUCGGACGAGAACCGGAGGGAACUACAAAAAAGGCGACGAAAGCCAAGGUGGGAGUUUUCAGUUGCCCGAUCGAUAUCUCACAGACCGAGACCAAGGGAACGGUGCUGUUGAAGAGCGGAAAAGAGCUCUUCAACUUCACCAAGGGCGAGGAGACACAGAUGGAGAACAUUGUUAAGGAACUACACGACUCUGGCAUUCGCGUGGUUGUGGCUGGUACCACCGUCGGCGAGCUUGCGAUGCACUACCUCAACCGUGCGGGAAUUCUGGUUAUCAAGGUUCUUUCUAAAUUCGAGCUUCGACGGCUAUGCAGGGUUGUCGGCGCCACUCCUCUCGCUCGUCUUGGCGCACCGAUGCCCGAGGAGAUGGGCAACAUCGAUAUCGUGGAGACUCUCGAGAUCGGCGGCGACCGUGUGACUGUCUUCCGACAAGAAAACGACCAGACCCGUACCGCGACCAUUGUCCUUCGCGGCGCCACUCAAAAUCACCUCGAUGAUGUUGAGCGCGCAGUCGAUGACGGCGUCAACGUCGUCAAAGCCAUCACCCGCGACCCACGUCUCGUCCCGGGGGCUGGCGCCACGGAGCUGCAGCUCGCACAGAGAAUCACCGCCCUGGCUGAGCGUACUCCAGGCUUCGACCAGUACGCCAUCCAGAAAUUCGCCGAGGCCUUCGAGGUCAUCCCGCGUACGCUCGCCGAGAGCGCGGGUCUCGACGCCACCGAAGUCCUCGCGAGACUCUACACCGCGCACCACAACGCGAGCCGACCCAAGCCCGCCACCAAAUCCUCCAAAUCCAAAGACGCCGAACCUGCCGCCCCCGCCGCCGCCAAGAACGAGGACGAUGACGAAGACGAUGAGGAAGUCCCCUGCUUUGGAGUCGACCUCGACAACUCCUCUGGCACUGGCGUUAUCGAUGCCGAGGAGGAAGGUAUCCUCGAUCUCUUGGUCACCAAAUUUUGGGCGAUCAAGCUGGCGACGGAGGCUGCGAGAACGGUUCUCAGUGUGGACCAGAUCAUUGUGGCGAGACAAGCGGGUGGUCCGAAGCCGCCUGGGCCGAAUCCCAACUGGGAUGAGGAUGAUUGA